Triticum aestivum (bread wheat) is the source of this 5284-nucleotide messenger RNA. RefSeq lists its product as uncharacterized. The record is from RefSeq and is a predicted model, not a curated record. The transcript has 2 exons. NCBI's taxonomy places the organism in Eukaryota, Viridiplantae, Streptophyta, Magnoliopsida, Poales, Poaceae. Bases 1744 to 2910 code for a protein of 388 amino acids.
AGAAGAAACGAAGUAGCCAGGGGGCCAACUAUAGAAGCGAGGAUCUACUUGGGAAGAAAGAAGAAAGGAGGAGGGCCAAAGUAAAAAAAAGAUAGAUCAGAUCAUGGGGGAUCAAAAUCCCUAGCACGCCUCCAUUCCCCAUCGGGCCUGGCUACACAUCUCUCCCUCAUCCCUCCUUCUCCUACUCCGGCCGCCGCCACGGCUAGGCCGGCGUGGUGGCGCGUCAUCAGCUCCUCCCCACGCCUCCACCAGCUCCACCGCGCCAUCUCCACCACCCACCACACGCCACGAAAUCCAUCCACCAUUGCCACUAUCUCCAGCCACCGACGCACCUCGCGCGCCUGACCAGACAAGAGGGUCACGGGCAUCUGGUCCUCCACGUGAGUGUCCCGUGCUGCUGAUCUUCUUCUCCUCACCACGCUGCUGCUCUUCCCUCUCCAUCUCUGCUGCUGUUCUUCUUCCCCUUGCUGCUCCUGCCUCCUCUCCGUUGCAUCUCCCUUAGCACUGCUGCUGCUUCUCUCUUCUGCGUCCCCUGCUGCUCCUAACUUUCUCAAUCUCUGCUGCUUCUUCUCUGGGACCCCUUGCUGCUGCUUCUCUCUGAACCGAACUGUUUCUGCUCCCUCUCGCACGAACCUGCUGCUGCUCUUCUCUCCCUGAUGCCCUUGCUUCAUCUCUGAACCAAUCUCUGUUGCUGUUCUUCAUCACCAACCCGAGCCAACUGUUGUUCUCUCUCUCUCUCUCUCUCUCUCUCUUUGUGUGUGUGUGUGUGUGUAAUUCAUCAAAAUUAUUGUUGUGUGAUGAUGAUACUUGUUCAGUCCGAAGACAUGUGUUGUUCUUAUUUUGUAGACCAUUGAGAGUUUGUACUGUUACAUUGUGACCCUCAUUUCAAAUGUAUGAGAGCUAGCUAUAUAUGUCAAAUAUAUUCUGUACUUGCUGAUGAUUGGUGUCCAGUUUAUUGUUCUUGUGAUAUAAAUACAUGUGUGUGUGUGUUUGAUGUGAAAUAAUUAUAUAUAUAUGUGGCCUGUUUGUCAGCUAGUGAUUUGUAUAAAUUCAGAUCACUACUUGUGAUUUUAUUUUGUAUUGAAUUUACUCUCUGUGGUAGUCAGUUGUGUGAUCAUUUAAUUUUCAGUCUCUGUAUUAGCUCUGUACCUGUAAUAUUUGUUUUGACAUGAAGCAUUUUCAUCCCUGUCCAUUAUCUUGUUUCUUCUCUCUGUCAUACACUUGUUAGAUAUAUGUGUUCUAGUAUUGUUGUUUCCCUUUGGCCAUAUUUGUAUGCUUGUGUCAGCGUCUACUUUGAAAGUACAAUCUGAACCUCCCUUUGUUUAUGUGUCUUUUCCUUUAUUGAUACUCUUGUUAGUGUUAGUUUAUUUUCUAUUUUCAUCACCCAAUAUCAUGUUACCUAGCUUUAGCUGAGCAUAGUUGUCGUCGCCUAGUCCCUAAGGAGAAGACGAUACUCGAAGUUUGGGGCGUAAAAACCCUGCUAUAUUACUAUCGAUCAUUUUGGUGUCGUUGCCGGGGACUAGCGUCGAGUGACCGUGUUAGGCUAUAGACUAGGUUUAUUUUAGUUCCGUGUUUAAUUCGUCGUGUAUUUCAUUUUCUGCGUUUCUUUUAUAUAUAUUUUUUCCUUGUUGUUGCUUUGGCUUAUUAGGAUACUAACCUUCUGACUAGUGUUUACUGUUUAUGAAUGUGUGUAGGGAAUCAUAAAUCUUUGCAGGUUGUUCUAUAGUUACACUUGGUUAAGAUAUGGCAUUGCUUCGUGAUCUUUGGAUGCCAAGUAGUCAAUGUUAUAUCACAGGACCGGUUUGGCCAACUAUUGAGGUAGAGAAUUUUGAGCUGAAGCCUGGUCUUAUUGCUUUGGUUCAACAACAACAGUUUGGAGGACUGCCUACUGAGGAUCCCUAUGAGCACUUACACCGAGUCAUGGAGUAUUCAGAUACAGUCAAGUACCAUGGAGUUCCUCAAGAUGCAAUCCUGUGCAGGCUGUUCACAUUCUCCCUCCGCGAUGAUGCUCGUGCUUGGUAUCGAUCCUUGCCAUCAAGGUCAUACAGUUGGAAUGAGAUAUCGCGAGCUUUCUUGGAUAAAUAUUUCCCACUACACAAGCAGUCCACAAUUCGAGAUGAGAUCUUCAAUUUCGUUCAGCGUGAAGGCGAGAGCUUGUAUGAUGCUUGGGAGAGAUACAAAGCCUUAUUCAGGAGAUGUCCUAAUCAUGGGCUCGAGAGAUGGUUAGAGUUGCAGAUAUUCUAUAGAGGAUUGACUUCAAACACUCGAGCUUAUGUCGAUAUGGCAGCGGGUGGAGCUAUUACAAACAAGACACUUGAUGAAGCUUUUCUGCUGAUUGAGAGCAUAGCUUCCCACCAACUUCAGUGGUACAAUAAGAAGCCCACAUCUGAUUCAUUGGUUUGCUUGCAACAAAUCACUACACCUCAACCACCAAUUCUUACAGAAAAGCCCGAGCCUCUAUCUCAGUGUGACAAGGUUGAGCUUGCAUGGAUUAUAUUUGACGAUGAUGACACCAUUCUAGUUGACACACACGCUACAGAUCAUCUGGAUACUAGUGUUGGAGAUUCAGUUUUGCAUUGUGAUGAUUCUUCCAUGGAUGAGCCAGUGCUGCAGUUCGUUGCUUUUGAUAUUGAGGAGUCACCUUUAGUUGAUAUUGAUCAUGUGCUGCUAGAGCCAGAUAUGGAGAAGUUCGCCUUUGAUGAUGUUAGCCGCAUUGAUUCUUCAACACUUGAGCCUGAGAUGGAGAGCUUCAUGGUUGAUUAUGGUGAGGUGGAUUCAGAUGUCAAGGAGUCAAGCUCUAUUUCACUUGUUGACAUGAGUUCGGUGGAAAUUUCUACUACCACACCUCACUUGGGUGACCAAGUUCGAGAUGACAUCCCAUGGGAUCCUGGUGGAUUCACGGCAUGGUGAAGAGGAGAAGCAAGGGGGCACACACGAAGAAGAGUGAAGCUGGAGCAUCCAUGAGGAAGCAAAGGAGAAGAGGAGCAACUUAGAGAUGAUCGAGCAAGUGCUACACCAUCAAAGCCCGGUGAGCUGUUUCAUGACCCCAAUCUGAAUAUAUCAUCCGUUGAUAAUGGUAAAAUCAUUCGAUAUUUGAGUUGCUUGAGCCAUUUCUUAAAUGAUGUCCCACUGGAUUUUAUUUGACAUAUUGUGCUUGAUGUGAACAUGAGAACUGUUGUUGAAUGCCUUGUAAACUAGUGAUCUACAUACUGCUUGCUUUGCUGAAAUUAGUGAAAUUUAUUAGUUUUGAGUGCUCAAUCCCUAGUACACUAGAAAACUUAAUCAUUUUCUGCUUUUACCUUGAUACACCUAGAUCAUUAAGUGUCAGAUGCUGAGUUUGUGCCUAAUGUAUUCCCAUUGAGAGCAAUCACCUAACUACUAUGGAUUAGUAUGCUAUGUUCCCUGGAUCGGUAGCAUGUGAACCAGACAUGGAGAAGUGAUGAUUCCUAUUUUUGUGCUUAUGCGUUGUUCAUUUAAGAUAAGUAAUAAUGAAUAAAUAAGUCUGGUCUACCUACAGUAGCAUGUCAUGUUCCCUGGAUCGGUGGCAUGUGAAAUCUGGUAGCUUGGACAGUAAUUAAUAAAAAAAUGUAAUUGUCGAACCAGGUGUAUACCAUGUUCUUGGGAUCGGUGGUAUGUUCCUUUGGGGAGACAAAAAAAACUAAUAAUUGGUCGAUCCAGGUGUAUACCAUGUUCUCGGGAUCGGUAGUAUGUUCCUUUGGUGAGACUGAUAAAAUAUUAUCAUUACUUCCUUCAACUUUAAUAAGUGGUUCAACCACAAUGUUAUAUUUUUGCAAAUAAGUGAUUUAAUUCAAGCUCCUUUUGUUCUCAGGAUCAUGUGAUCUUUAGGAACCUUUUGGCACAGUCAGCAUUUGAACUUGCUAAUCUUCGUUUAUCAUUGCAAAAGUUUAAAAUGGUCGAGUUUACUAGUGUCCUAUUGAUAUGUAGCACUCUUAACCAUUAAUUUUCACUAGCCAAGUCCAAAGCAUGCACUGUUUAGAGAUCUACUUCACUUGACAUUCUCUAGUCAGUUCACUGUUCAUGUUCUUGCUUUUGUCAUACGCCUUUGCUUGAGGACAAGCAAAAGUUUAAGUGUGGGGGAACUUGAUAAGAACAUUUCAUAUAUACAAUUUUGGCAUAGAAAUAUAUUAUUUAUUGAGAUAUGACCAUUAAUUCUUGCUGUGAAAUAUUGAAUAUUUGCAUGAAAAUCAUAUAAAGUAUCAUUUACUAGUCUUUGGUCUAUUUUGCAGAAAUGUGCGCAAAGGCACUAUAAAUCUUCAAGAUCCGGACUAAGUGGCUAAGAGAACGAAGAAGAGGAGGAAGAAUGGACUUGUGCAAGAAGAAACGAAGUAGCCAGGGGGGCAACUAUAGAAGCGAGGAUCUACUUGGGAAGAAAGAAGAAAGGUGGAGGGCCAAAGUAAAAAAAGACAGAUCAGAUCACGGGGGAUCAAAAUAACUAGCACGCCUCCAUUCCCCAUCGGGCCUGGCUACACAUCUCUCCCUCGCCCCUCCUUCUCCUACUCCGACCGCCGCCACGGCUAGGCCGGCGUGGUGGCGCGUCAUCAGCUCCUCCCCACGCCUCCACCAGCUCCACCGCGCCAUCUUCACCACCCACCACACGCAACCAAAUCCAUCCACCAUCGCCACCAUCUCCAGCCACCGCCGCACCUCACGCGCCUGACCAGACAAGAGGGUCACGGGCGUCUGGUCCUCUGCGUGAAUGCCUCGUGCUGCUGAUCUUCUUCUCCUCACCACGCUGCUUCUCUUCCCUCUCCAUCUCUGCUGCUGUUCUUCUUCCCCUUGCUGCUGCUGCCUCCUCUCCGUUGCAUCUCCCUUAGCGCUGCUGCUGCUUCUCUCUUAUGCGUCCCCUGCUGCUCCUAACUUUCUCAAUCUCUGCUGCUUCUUCUCUGGGACCCCUUGCUGCUGCUUCUCUCUGAACCGAACUGUUGCUGCUCCCUCUCGCACGAACCUGCUGCUGCACUUCUCUCCCUGAUGCCCUUGCUUCAUCUCUGAACCCAUCUCUGCUGCUGUUCUUCAUCACCAACCCGAGCCAACUGUUGUUCUCUCUCUCUCUCUCUCUCUCUCUCUCUCUCUCUCUCUUUGUGUGUGUGUGUGUGUGUGUAAUUCAUCAAAAUUAUUGUUGUGUGAUGAUGAUACUUGUUCAGUCCGAAGACAUGUGUUGUUCUUAUUUUGUAGACCAUUGAGAGUUUGUACUGUUACAUUGUGACCCUCAUUUCAAAUGUAUGAGAGCUAGCUAUAUAUGUCAAAUAUAUUCUGUACUUGCUGA